Molecule: messenger RNA, 981 nt
Organism: Debaryomyces fabryi
Lineage: Eukaryota; Fungi; Ascomycota; Pichiomycetes; Serinales; Debaryomycetaceae
Exons: 1
Coding region: 1-981 (326 amino acids)
Source: RefSeq, a predicted model, not a curated record
AUGCCAAAUCAGUUUGUACCUCCUGCAACUCCACCGAGGGUGUCAAAACCACAUAAGCCGAUGGUGAUGAAAACUCCAUCUUCAUUUCAACCGGUAACACCAGUGAAAAUUACAGAAACAUUUGCUACACCAUACACAGGGGGGAAAAAUACACGUAGCUUUCUUAAAGGAAACACUGAAACCAAAAAUAAGGGUAAUUUAGUGCCAUUAACACCCGAGUUCACUCCUCAGAGAUCACCGCACAGAUCACAUAAAAGAAAAAGAAGCAUAGUUGGUGCCAUUUUCAAGCAGGCUACAGUGGACGACAAUAAUGUGGGCACACGGACUCCAACGACAGAUUUGUCGGGUUUAUUGAUGCCUACACCCUCUACAGUUGGAACAGGGAGAAAAGUAGCACAUAACCAAACGAGAUCAUUGAAACCACCGAUGUUGAGUUUUGAAACAUUGUCCAAAUUAAACGAUAACUUGAAUUUUGAAGAGGAGGUGGAUGAAGAUGAUGUAUUUAAGGCUUCCACGCCACAACUCAAAUCCGGGUUUAUACAAAAUACCAAUUUGAAAAUAUCGACAAAUGAGUUAUUACCAGUAGACGCGUCUCCUGUAAAGAGACAUCCUAGUGUACGGAAGGGGCUUCAGACCCCGAAAGGCCAAGUGAUAGAUGAUAAAACUGUGAAUCGCUGGCAUGGUGAGUCGUUCAAUAGUAUUUUCUCGUCAGAUGACGAAGAUUACGAAGAAAUCAAGCCCAUGAAGAUGGAGAAUCCAUUUUUAUCAACCUCGGCACCUUCGAAAAAGCCUAACAGACCAUCUAACCCAUUCAAUAGUACAAAUGGUUCCGCCUCAAAGAACGGUGACGUUGAUUAUGCUACUCAGGUGGAAUAUUUCAAUACUAGAACAGGAGAAAGAAAGGUAGUUAACUUACUGAGUCGUCAAAGCCAAAUCAAGCCAAAACGAUUAGAUUUCUCUGGUGCGACCGAAAGUAACUGA